UGCAAUUUCGGAAACACGAUGGCUGGAUCGGUAUCACAAAUACUUAAUACCCAUGUGUUUGGGAUUAGUCGAUUGCUGCGAGUUUUCGGAACAAAUUCUGUCGCCAAAUUUACGACGCAAUCCCAACCUAACAUUCGAACUGAAGGGCUCUAGAGAGGAUUAUUUGUGAAACAAUUUCAAAAAAAAAAAAAAAAAAAAAGUUUUAAAACUGCAAAAAAAAGUGAGUCUUUUAAAAAAAAUCACACAACGGAUAUUACAUUUUAAAUAAUAAAAUCUAAACUCCGAGGUCAUGUCCAUGAAAUCUCCUACAACUUAUUCUCAAGAAGACUUGGACUUGAUAAAUUCAGAAAUUCCUAAUUUCGAUUGUUCUGCACCAACAACUUCAGCCGUGGAUCAAGCCCAUAAGUCAAGUGAAAAGUUUUUUGUCAACGCAGAAGAAUUUUCAAAUACAUUAAAUCCUCUGAAUAUUGACGAAUUACAAAAUGCCUAUAAUAUUGAUUUAAUUAAUAAUGAUAUUUCAAGAAAAUCAGAAUUCAUUGAAAAUGAAAAUAUACCAAUUUCAAUUAAUAAUAUUUCAACAACAGGAAAUAAUGUUCAACCUCUUAUGACAAUAGAAAAUGUUGCUGCAAAUUUUCAUCCAGAAGAUGGUAAUAUUAGAUUUCAAAGUGAGAAGAAAAAUGAAAAAAUAAUUGACGAUUUAAAAAGUAAAUCGACAAAUAAAUUAAAUUUCUUUCCUGGUGAUAAACUUGAGGCAAAGGAUUUUAAUGAGAAAUGGUAUUCGGCAAAAGUAGUUGAGACAGAUUGGAUUGAAAGAGAAGUAUUAAUUCAUUUUGAUAAAUGGAGUUCAAGAUUCGAUGAAUGGAUACCAAUGGAUAGUCCACGACUUCGAAUGUUACAAACACAAUCACGUGAAAUGAAGACAAAAGAUUUUGUCGCCGGUGAAAGAAUAUUAGCCACAUGGGCCGAUGGUAGAAAAUAUCCAGCAAAAGUAAAUGCUGUACUUGGUAAUGAUCGUUAUGAUGUUCUUUUUGACGAUGGCUAUGCAAAAAUAGUGAGAUCAUCUAAAAUGACAAAAAUCGGUGGACCAUUGGAUGAGCAAAAUGAUAGUGAAGAUUUUAUUGGCAGUAAAGAGAAACGUAAGGAUAGAAAUCGAAAAUAUCAAGUUAUGGAUCUUUUUCAGCGUAAACCAAAGAAACACGGUGGUGAAAAAUAUGCCAAAAGAGGUCGUCCUUGUAAGGAGGAAACAAUAGUUACAAAUGAAGCAGCAGCUGUUAUUGAUAAUGGUUCAUUCUCAGGUUCUCAUGAUGAUUCGAGUACAGAAGUUCUUCAUGGUUUUGAAAAUACAAAUGCAAAAAUGAAAACCUAUUUGAAGAAGGACAAAAAAGGCGAUUCAAACAUUGAUCCAAGUUUUCAACCCGAAUGGAAAGAUGGUGAACCACAGGGUAAAGAAUCAUUUAUAGAAGGACCACGACGUUCAAUAAUUGUUGCCGAUAAAAGAUUACCACCAGGUUGGGAGAAGCAUUUUACACAAAGAAAAGCGGGAUCAUCAGCUGGCAAAUGGGACGUACUUUUUAUACAUGAAGGUAGUGAUAAAAAAUUUCGUUCGCGAAAUGAUAUUCGCGCCUAUAUGGUGAGUCAAGGACGUUUUGAUUUUGAUCCAGAAAUGUUUGAUUUUUGUAUUCAUCGAAAAAAGAAGCCACGAGGGGAAAAAACAAUUAUUGAUACGCCAAAUAAUAGAAAAUCAAAACCUUAUUCAAGAGCAAAACAUCUUAUUGCACAAGAUAAUAUAAGUCCACAAUUUCCAAGUACAAGUACACCAGCAAUUCCAGUGACACCAUCAUCAUCAACAUCAACAGCCGUGGAAGAUGGUGCAAUAUUCAUUGGUGGUUUACGUGUUGAAAUGGAGGAUAGUUCCUAUAAAUGUCCCAAGGAAGGUUGUUUAAAAAAUUUCCGCAAAGAAAAUCUCCUUCAAAUGCACAUUAAACACUAUCAUCCUGAAUAUUCCAAAUUUCUUGGCUCAACACCAAAUGUCGCCGAUUUGGCAUAUGCAAGAACAAUUGGCGAAUCAAUUGACGAUAUUAUUCCAAAGCAAACGCACAAUUUUCUUGAGAAAAUUUCCAAAUUUGAAAAAAGAAAAGGAUUACAUGAUAAAUCACAAUUACCUGUUCUUCAAUCAGCUCUUUCGCCAUCGCAAAUAAUUAUCACUGCACCAUCGCCAACACCUCCAAUUUUAGAACUUGAAGUUAAUCCAAAAAUUGACGAUUUAAAUGACACACGAGAUGAAAAAAUUGAAUUAGGUUCACCAAUAAGAUCAAAUAGUGAGACACUUAGAAAAGAAAGUGAUUGUGCAAUGUCGCCAGGUUCACUUUUUGAUUUAAAAUUACGUGAAGAAAAAACUCAAACUGGUAUUAAAACACUUUUACCAGUUCGACCACCAUCAGCGGGAGCAACAGAUUCAAGAUCAAAAUCCGUUGAUGAAAUACCUAAAGAAAAAGGUAAAAGUGUAAGAAAACGUAAUUUAUCUGAAUAUCAUCAAGAAUUAGUGCCAAAAACAAAAAAACGUCAUCUAAUUCAACAUGAUGUUAAUUUUGAUGAUUUGGAUGAAAGUACAAUGGAUACAGAAGGUCCCUCAACACCCACUUAUCGUUUCAGUCGUAGAAAAUCCGAUACCAAAAAUGACGAGAGUAAUGAUAGUAAAAAUGAAAAUAUGAUGCUUAUCAAUGGUGAAUUAAUAAAAGUUGAACAAUUACGUAAAGAAGAAAUAAUAAAUUGUACAUGUAAAUUUAUGGAAGAAGACGGUUUAAUGAUACAAUGUGAUCUUUGCCUUUGUUGGCAGCAUGGACAUUGUAAUGCAAUUGAAAAAGAAAAAGAUGUUCCCGAUAAAUAUGUAUGCUACAUUUGUCGACAUCCCUAUAGACAACGACCAUCAAUGAAAUAUAAUCUCGAUCAAGAAUGGAUAAAAGAAGGUAAACUACCAACAUUACAAGAUAGAACAAAAAAUGAUAUGAUAAUUAAACAAAGAACAGCAAUGUUAAAACGUUCAUACGAUCUUAUUUCAUCAUUAUUUCAAAUUCAAGCCCUAUUACAUAGUUUACGUGUGAAAAUAAAUGUUGCACAAAAGAAAGAUCAUCCAAAAUUAUAUCUUUGGGCAAAAAAUUGGGAGAAAUUAUUAAUUCCAAAACCUGAUAUUUCACCAGUACCUGUUUUUGAAAUAAUUGAGAGAGCUGAAAAAAUUGAUAUUGAAAUUAAAAAUGAGGACGAUGAUAAUUUAAAAGCAGAAUCAAUAGAUGAUCAAAAUUCAAUUGCAACUGAUUCGGAAUUAGUGAAAAUUUUAGAAGAUCCCACUAUUGAGACAAAUAAUAAAAAUGUAAAUUCGGAAAAUUUUUUAUUCAGUGCAUUAACAAAAAAUGAAAUUGAAAUUGACAAUAAUGGAAAAGAAAAUUUAACGGAUUUAAAAUCAUCAACUCUAACUGAAAAUUGUAUUUUACCACAAGAAUUCAAUAAACGUAUUACAAAUGUACAACCAUUUAUACCAGAACCCGAGGCACCAAUUGAUCCUACAGAAUGUAGAAUGAGAUUAUUGGAUCAUAUUGAUCAUUUUCAAAACUAUAUUGCAUCGAAAUUAACAAGUAUUGAAGCACAAGUACAAGUUUUGGAAGAAAUGGAUCCUGAUACAAUUCCUGAAAUGGAAGUACAACCUCGAACAAAGCAAACUGUGCAAAUGUUGCUUCGAGAUUUAGGCACCAUCAGAAAGCUCGCUUCAUUGUGUUGAUAAUGAAUUUAUUUUCUUUUAUUUAUAUACAUAAAUAUAUAUAUAUAUAUAUAAAUAUAGUUCAUUUACUAAAUGAAAACUUUUUUAAUUAACACACUGUAAAUCAUUGAAUUUAAGCAGAGACUUUAGUUUUUAAAAGAAAUUUGUAAAAUCUGUAAUAAUAGAUUUUAGAUUAUGUAAAAUCGAAUAUAAUUAUUUUAGUCAAGUAGUUUCACAUUUGAUAUAAUAAAACUUUCAAUAUUCACAUGUUCUGAAAAUUUAAUCAGAAUCUUUAAUAAUUGUGUGUAGUUUGAAAAAGAGAAAACUUUAUCAUUCUUAUUCUUAUACUGAUAGUAAUUGUAUUAUGCUUUUUUUUUAUUUAAGUAUAUAAAAUUCAUUUGUGCAAACUAUAAUAAAAUAAAGUUUUUCUCUGAUA
Leptopilina boulardi is the source of this 4187-nucleotide messenger RNA. RefSeq lists its product as uncharacterized. NCBI's taxonomy places the organism in Eukaryota, Metazoa, Arthropoda, Insecta, Hymenoptera, Figitidae. Gene Ontology annotation, biological process: regulation of transcription by RNA polymerase II. The coding region runs from base 290 to 3772 and encodes 1160 amino acids. Gene Ontology annotation, molecular function: DNA binding. Gene Ontology annotation, cellular component: NSL complex; nucleus. The record is from RefSeq and is a predicted model, not a curated record. The transcript is spliced from 3 exons.